AUGGCCGAAGAUCAGGUUUAUUUGAGUUGCCUGCCUGUAGCCUCGGUGGUAUCCAAUUGGACUUACCUCUAUCCCUACGCCAACACUCCACCAAGAGACCUUUGUGUGACCUCUAGAGGGGCUGGUCAGCACCUCCCCACUCGCGCGAUGCUACUCGGUUGCAGCGACCUCAUCUCGGUCGCUCAUACCUUCCUCCUUAACUGCAUGUCCAAGACUUGUGGAAGUGACCCUUCAUGGAGCGCUACCCCCCUGCAGGUCAUCUGUUGUGAUUUCGAGCCCUGCCUUAUCGCUCGUUCCCUCCUCCAUCUUCAACUACUCCUCGGAAGGCCCUCCUCUGACGGGCGAGACGUGACUGUAGAGGACAUCGUCGUGGCUUGGGAGGUAGCCAACUCGAUGUUCAUCACCCCAGAGGCGGCUGGGAGGUUACAGAGGGCCGCUCAGGAACUCCGCAACUCUCUUGAGGAUGAUGAUAAGUGGAGUCGUGAAGGCCUUGGGAGGUUCGGCGUCUACGUGACCGGUGACAAGGCGGCUGUGGUAAAGCUGUUGAAGUGGUGGUGUGAAGGUCUCGAGAAGGGUAUCUUUAGUGGCCGCAUUGCCCUCACGAGUGUUAGAACUGCGAGGAGGCGUAUGAGCGACGCCUUAGGGGUGAGCGAAGCCUACGAUCAGACUUUUAUGGUCCAUAAGGUCAACGGUGGUGAUCCAAGGUUGGAGGAGUUCACCGCCUCGUAUGUGGCCCAGGGCUUCGUCGGACUGGAGGGCAUCUUAGCUUCCACUGGAGGCUUCCUCUCACCGACUGAAGCUUCCGAGCGGAAGUGUGUCAAUCCAACGUUCCUCGCUGACGUCUACGACUUCCCUAAAAAGAUCGCAAAGUUGCCGAAGGGCGCUUCAGCUAGUGAAGUUGCGAAGGUCUGGAGGGUCCAUUACUUCGCCAAUCCCUACCAGAGUUGUCCGUUGGAUCUCAUUAGAUGCCUCGAGGAGUUGUCGCGUCCCUCUACGAAGUUCGUCACCGCCUCUCGCUCGACUUGCCUGUCUCCUGCUCAGUGGUGCUUUGAGCUCUUCGGUCAGCGAUCAGAGGCAAUGGCAUCAGCUCUGACCACCGGGAGGCAUCAGAUAGUACUCCACUGUGGUGAUGCCUUCGCCCUCUGUGAUGCCCUCAGGCCAGGGGAUCCUCGGGCUACCCUACCAUCUCUGAUACCAAAAGUGAAGAAGUUAAGGGCGACUUUGAAGGGAAUUCAAUUUCCCAAUCAGUUUGAUUUCAUUGACACCUCCAACAUCGGCGACAACACUGGCGUGCUGCCACUCCUGUUGGCGUGUGCUCCCCUGCUUGCCUCCAAAGCUGACAACCCUCGAGCGAGUCUGGCUACUGAUGUGAUGAAAGGCCGCGGCAACAACGAGGAGGAAGUCGUUCAGGAUUGUCUCUCUAACGUUCCUCUAUGGCUCAUCCCAUUCUCUUGUGGUUUACAGUUGGACUUCGCAAGGUCGACUGUUGACCAUCACGACUCGGCAGCCAAGCGAGACCCCAGCAGUCUGUGGAUGGCCUAUCCUCGUUCGUUCUCGAGCUUCUUGAUUGCGAUCGCCUUGCAGCAUGGUAUGGUACCGAUGCGGUGGCGUCGCUGUUAUGCCGGCUUCAAUCAAGUGUCCGUGUCCGACUCCAACGACUUGAAAGCCUCCAUCUACCGUGCCUUCGACAUCGCUGUUAGACUGAAGUGUGAUCGCCCUGUUGGCCUCAACACCUUCGUCCGUCUCGUCGAUUCUCUGGCGGCUUUCCUAAGCCCGGAUUGCAUCGAUGAGUUGAUGCAGCUCUUCGAGGAGAGUGCGAUCAUGCGCCUGGUACAAAAGAAGCCUUUUUCUACAAUACUGGGAUACGCCUUGUCGCUGUCCGGCCUCCUUGACUUACAUGGUGACCUGUAUGACUUCGAGAAGGACCUCAGGAUACGACGGGCCGUCACCCUAUAUGAUGUUACUGUGAAGAUUGGUAGAGAUUGGAAAGUCUACCGCGAUGGCCAAGAGAAGCAAGCCUUUGCUCGAAUGGCUAAGAAAAACGACUCCAGUGGAAGCUUGGAGAAGCGUCGGCGGGGUGGCCCAGAUUACUGCCUGGUAUCUGUGGUACUCAACGACGAGGGUAUCCACGUUGUAUUCCCGGUCGAGAGUGUCGAGGGUGACGAGCUCCACAUCUUCGUGCCGGACGUAGUCGUUCACUAUGCCGUCACUGGAAGAGUUUAUGUCACGUAUUCGAGCUUGAGUGUGAUUGAGGAGUCGUUCGAGGCCGAUGCGAAGGUGUUGAGGAAGAAACCGCUCAAUCGAUCUCUCUAUCUGCCUGGAAAAUAUCAUGGGACUGGGGUGAAGGAUCCUUCGCUGGCUGUACGCGAAUGGAAAGCCGACGGGUCGGUCCGGUUUGUGGCCAAGUUGAGAGGGAAGGAGCUUGCAUCGUUACAGAAGAAGGAGAAGGUUGAGGUCAACGAGCGUGUUGGAGAGCCUCAGACCAUCGACGUAGUUACAGCCGGGGCCACUCUGCACACCUUCACUUUGCCAGUGGAGGUCGCCGUCAAUGAUGUCCAUAUGAAAGUAUCCCGUGGCAGCGGCUCCUUGGACAUUACCCUACCGGCCUUGUACUGCUGCCCUCUUGGCUCUCUCACUGGUGAUGCCUUGCCACGAUCGAUCUUCAGCACCUCCCGUAGUGGCGAAUCGAAGGUUUCGGUGGUCCCGUCAGUCGCCGAUGCAACGUUGAAGUCGGUCGCCGACAGUCAGGGUUGGAUGAACAGAGGCCUUUUUGGUAGGAUGUUGCCAUUGAAGAUUCGGGCCAAUAAGAGUACCGCUACGAACCAAUUGAGGGAGUCCCUCGCACUCGUCUACUCCACGACCCUUGAUGACCGGGCUGCUGGCAAGGAGUAUGGUGGCCGCGCUAUAAUGUCCCUCGCUCGAGGCACAUCGAGUGAUGUUAUUAUGUUGCUCUCCCCCAAUACCACCUACGAUUGGAUCCACGGCCUCGUCAUAAAGGGUGCGGUCUGUAUACUCAAGCACGAGUUCGUCUACGACGUGGCCCCUGAGGUGUCGAGGAUUCAAAGCCGCCGGGGGAUGAGGUCAAUCACAGUAGACGAGAGUUGUGGGGAGUUCGAGUGUUGGACUGAUCACUACUUGCCAGCUGCGAUGGAGCUCGCCCGUGUGACGCGUGGUAUACCGCGGAUCAGAGCAGAUGCCUACAACUGUGCCAUCUGUGGCUCUACCAAACCUUCCCAUCUAUGUAAGGAUGCUGACAAGUUUUGGAUGUCCUGGCUAGACUGGAAGAAGAUACCGUUGUCAUCGAAGGCUAUGCGGCACUUCAAACCGAUGGUCAUCUUCCCACUAUUCUCUUCUGUUAUGUCGUACAGCCUCAGUGGUAAGGCCGUCCCGAAUCCGGUUAACGACGCCAACACUAUACUUGAGAGCAUGCAAGAGAGGCUUGCUAAGAAUCCGACGGCGACGGCUGAGGUCAUGGGUCUCCUGCAGCAAAUGUCCAACGUGGACCCCUCCAAUCCUCCCAAGGAGUUGAUAGACCGUCUCCGCGCCCUAAUUCCGAAUGAGAAGGAGGUAAGAGAGACGCCAUCUGGUGGUAAAAGCAAGAGUGCUUCCUCAUCGACUUCCACUACUCCUACUCCUACUAAGGGUGCCGAGGCGGAUGGCUUCCCGAGUGGAAACCAUCACCUUUGCGCUACCUGUGGUAAGGCUGGCGACAAGCUGUGCUCGCGAUGCAAGGCGGUCUACUACUGCAGUGUGGAGUGCCAGAGACGAGGCUGGUCAGCUCACAAGAAAGUGUGUGGACACUGA
Perkinsus marinus ATCC 50983 is the source of this 3804-nucleotide messenger RNA. RefSeq lists its product as hypothetical. Gene Ontology annotation, biological process: regulation of transcription by RNA polymerase II. Bases 1 to 3804 code for a protein of 1267 amino acids. Lineage: Eukaryota; Perkinsozoa; Perkinsida; Perkinsidae. Gene Ontology annotation, cellular component: nucleus. The transcript has a single exon. Gene Ontology annotation, molecular function: DNA-binding transcription factor activity, RNA polymerase II-specific. The record is from RefSeq and is a predicted model, not a curated record.